AUGAAUCAGAAAACAUCAUAUAAAUUAUUAUUGGAUACCAAGCCUUCAAAAAUACAAAACCAUGUAAAUGAUUGUUUAGAAAAAAUGAUAAUGGGGGAAGUAGAAAUAAUUGCAAGAAAUUAUGCAAUACCUAAAGCUUUUAGUGUACUAGAAGUUUUAAAGACUAAAGUUCCAGAUUUAAAUUAUUCCAUAAAAUAUAAUAACUUAGAGGCUACUGGGCCAGAUAGGAGACAGUUGCUCGAAAUCAAUAUAUCCGUUUCGUUCAAAAAAUAA
Molecule: messenger RNA, 273 nt
Organism: Plasmodium vinckei vinckei
Lineage: Eukaryota; Apicomplexa; Aconoidasida; Haemosporida; Plasmodiidae
Product: conserved Plasmodium protein, unknown function
Exons: 3
Coding region: 1-273 (90 amino acids)
Molecular function (GO): nucleic acid binding
Source: RefSeq, a predicted model, not a curated record